Molecule: messenger RNA, 1249 nt
Organism: Perca fluviatilis (European perch)
Lineage: Eukaryota; Metazoa; Chordata; Actinopteri; Perciformes; Percidae
Product: red-sensitive opsin-like
Exons: 6
Coding region: 79-1152 (357 amino acids)
Biological process (GO): G protein-coupled receptor signaling pathway; visual perception; phototransduction
Cellular component (GO): photoreceptor outer segment; membrane
Molecular function (GO): G protein-coupled receptor activity
Source: RefSeq, a predicted model, not a curated record
AUGUGGGGCAACAGUCACCUAAGGAGGUUGGAAGUGACAAGAAAGGUCAACUGCUAAGGUCCUCCUUCUACGAUCAGAAUGGCAGAAGAGUGGGGAAAACAGGCAUUUGCUGCCAGGCGGUACAAUGAAGAUGCAACACAGAGCGGUGGCUUUGCUUACACAAACAGCAAUCAUACCAGAGGUCCCUUUGAGGGUCCAAAUUACCACAUUGCUCCGCGAUGGUGUUACCACAUUUCAACACUGUGGAUGACCAUAGUGGUUGUCGCAUCACUCUUCACCAACGGUCUCGUCUUGGUGGCCACAGCAAAGUUCAAGAAACUCCGUCACCCUCUGAACUGGAUCUUGGUAAAUCUUGCAGUUGCUGAUAUAUUAGAGACAAUUCUUGCCAGCACCAUCAGCGUAUGCAACCAGUUUUUUGGUUACUUCAUUCUGGGACACCCAAUGUGCGUCUUUGAGGGCUACACUGUCGCAUGUUGUGGUAUUGCUGGUCUCUGGUCCCUCACUGUCAUCUCCUUUGAGAGAUGGAUAAUUGUGUGCAAACCCUUUGGAAACGUCAAGUUUGAUGCCAAAAUGGCCAUAGCUGGAAUAGUGUUCUGCUGGGUUUGGGCAGCGGCUUGCACUGCUCCCCCCGUCUUUGGAUGGAGCAGGUACUGGCCUCAUGGACUGAAGACUUCCUGUGGACCUGAUGUAUUCAGUGGAAGUACAGACCCUGGAGUCCAGUCCUACAUGAUUUUUCUUAUGAUUACAUGUUGUUUCAUUCCUCUGGGCAUCAUCGUUUUUUGCUACCUUGCAGUAUUUAUGGCUAUCCAUUCAGUUGCUAUGCAGCAGAAGGAAUCAGAGUCAACCCAGAAAGCUGAGAGAGAAGUAUCCAGAAUGGUCGUUGUCAUGAUUGGCGCAUAUUGUUUCUGCUGGGGACCUUACACUACUUUUGCCUGCUACGCUGCGGCUACCCCUGGAUAUGCCUUCCAUCCUCUGGCUGCUUCCAUGCCUGCAUACUUUGCAAAAAGCGCCACCAUCUGGAACCCAGUUAUAUAUGUCUUCAUGAACCGACAGUUCCGUUCAUGUAUCAUGCAACUCUUUGGCAAAGAAGCGGAUGAUGGCUCUGAGGUAUCCACAUCAAAGACAGAGGUCUCCUCCGUGGCUCCUGCAUAAAGCUGUUGAUGUCCUCCCUUUUGGAAAAAACAACAACAGAGAACCGAGAGAGAAUUAUGAUUUGUACAGUAAAUAUGAAUAUAUGAAUAUAAAUAUG